AAUGAUUUUUUGUUUCCAAGACAAACCCUAUUCCUAUUAUAAAUAGGAGAUUGUUUGCCUUUAAUCUUUUCUCAAGAAACUUCAUAAUCCAUUCAACAAGCACCACGUCAAUGGAAAACGAAAACGUAGUCCCCGUUGAUCCCGGCAGCCCGCUUUUUCUGUUCGGCGAUGGCUUUGAACUGGCUGGCGUUCUUUUUCCUUACGCCGUCUUUCACUUUCCUUCAAAGGAGAAGAAAGAGGCUUGCGAUUUUAUCGACAAGGUCGCCGACAAAUACCAUCGCCUGUGUGAGGAGAGGCAGCGGCUGGGUCUUAAAAGGCAGACACUUGAGGCUCGCAUCACUCAGGUGGAGAGGAAGAUAAGGGCUCUGGAAAGUGAUCCCUUUCAAUGGGAAUGGCGGAACUUCGAUUCUGUUGCUGAGAUCCCGAAGAUGCUUCGGAUGUAUCUCCGUGCUAAAGGAGUUCCGGGUCCUGUGAAUGCCCCGGUCUAUACCGUUCCAUCUGAUAGCGAGGAAGAAGACGAGGAGGAGGCCAGCACCGGUCGGAAACUCGUUCGGGAUCAUUCCGAAGUGGAUGCCAAGAACAAGGCGUCCACUUCGAAAGUUAAACCGGCGAUGAAGGAGCCUGUUCCUGAGCCUCUUCCUUAAAUGUUCCCUAACUCUACUCCUUUUUUUUUUUUUGA
Molecule: messenger RNA, 679 nt
Organism: Arabidopsis lyrata subsp. lyrata
Lineage: Eukaryota; Viridiplantae; Streptophyta; Magnoliopsida; Brassicales; Brassicaceae
Exons: 2
Coding region: 111-644 (177 amino acids)
Source: RefSeq, a predicted model, not a curated record